AUGACUAGUGUGCGGACCACCUCAUCACCGACACAGAAUGUUCCCAAGAUCCCGCUCAGGAGGGUGUGGUGGGUGGCCUGGGACCCCAGAGGCCCCAUUCCUAUCCUGGAGCUUGGAGAGGGCAUCCACCAUGGACGCUCCCUCAGCACGCAGAACGAUGCCAGCGAGUCCGUGGACCUGUACAUGCUGCGGAAAUGCUCCGCCGGCAACCGCGUCAUCGGCGCCAAGGACCAUGCGUCCAUCCAGAUGAACGUGGCUGAGGUUGACAAGGUGACAGGCAGGUUCAAUGGCCAGUUUAAAACCUACGCUAUCUGCAGGGCCAUUCGCAGGAUGGGUGAGUGAGAUGACUCCAUUCUCUGACUGGCCAAGGCAGACGGCAUCGUCUCAAAGAACUUCUGCCUAGAGAGGAACCUGGAUGUGGAAUGUUUGUCAUAA
This is a messenger RNA of Globicephala melas (long-finned pilot whale), 435 nucleotides long. The record is from RefSeq and is a predicted model, not a curated record. NCBI's taxonomy places the organism in Eukaryota, Metazoa, Chordata, Mammalia, Artiodactyla, Delphinidae.